Schizophyllum commune H4-8 is the source of this 3249-nucleotide messenger RNA. RefSeq lists its product as uncharacterized. The record is from RefSeq and is a predicted model, not a curated record. The transcript is spliced from 12 exons. NCBI's taxonomy places the organism in Eukaryota, Fungi, Basidiomycota, Agaricomycetes, Agaricales, Schizophyllaceae. Gene Ontology annotation, biological process: DNA replication; DNA topological change; chromosome segregation. Gene Ontology annotation, molecular function: DNA binding; DNA topoisomerase type I (single strand cut, ATP-independent) activity. Bases 333 to 3026 code for a protein of 897 amino acids. Gene Ontology annotation, cellular component: nucleolus; chromosome.
ACCGGGUGUGAUCUCCACGCCUCGAGCUUCGCCCAGGGGUCCCGGAACACUGGGAGGUGGUUCGACAUCGCUGCGACAAAAGACAAGAGAAUGCCGUGUUCGGCGCCCUCGGCGGACCAGGGACCUGUGCCGGUCCCGUGACUACCUUAGGGUCAGUCGGGCGGACUUGACAGAAAUUUCUGAUCAGCCCCGCUGUCCGGCUCUUGUUCCUGCUUUCUUUGAACCCCCUCGCUUCCGCAGCCACCGAGGUUGUCGGACGCCAUCAGCAGCGUCGAGCGCCCUCGCUUUUAUCUGAUUUCUUUUGCCACAUCCCUAUGUCGAACGAUAUCGCCAUGGCCAGCGACGACGACAAGCCUCUCGCGUCUAAGGCGGCGGCAAAGGAGGUCAACGGCGCCCCCAACGGAUCCCACGCAAACGGAGACCGGGAGAUGUCCGCGUUGAGCGAGGACGAGGACGAAGUUCCACUGUCGCAGCAGAGCAGAGCUCCACCACGUACGAAGCGCAAACGGCCCGUUUACGCAGAAUCCUCGUCCUCUGAGGAUGAUGUGCCCCUGGCGGCGUCCCCAGGCAAAAGCCACUCUGCCGCCGUCCCCAUGCCCGGCGCCGUCGAGGCCACCACCGUCCCCGCGUCAUCCGUUAACGGCAAGAAGAAGGGCCGCGGAACCAAAGCGUCCGACGACGGUUCCGACUACGACGACGCCUCCCCACCCCCCAAACGCGCUGCUGCCAACGGCAAGGGCAAGAAGCCCGCGAAGAAGAAGCCGAAGGUCGAGAGCGACGACGAAGCCGACGACGAGAGCCCUCCUCCGAAGAAAGCCCCUUCGCGCAAGCGUAAGGUGAAGGAGGAGAGCGACGACGACGAGGACGCGAAGCCACUCAAGAAGAAGGCUGCACCUCGCAAGUCCAAGGUCAAGCAAGAGAGCGACGACGACGAUGACGACAAGCCCUUGAAGAAGGCUGCGCCGAAGAAGGCAUCUACCUCCAAGGCCAAGAAGGAGGCUGACACCAAGGAGACGAAGCCGAAACGGGGCAAGGCGAAGAAGGAAGAGUCCGACUCGCCGAAGAAGACGAAGAAGCAGAAAGAGGAAGAGGAGCAGGCGGAGAUCUAUCGCUGGUGGGAGCAGCAGAACCAGGACAACUCUGUCAAGUGGACGACGCUCGAGCACAGCGGCGUCAUCUUCCCCCCGCCCUAUGAACCCUUGCCCAAGGACGUCAAGAUGAAGUACAAUGGCAAACCCGUCAACUUGUCCGUCGAGGCUGAGGAAGUCGCUGGCUUCUAUGCUGCACUCCUAGAAUCCGACCAUGCGCAAGACGCGACGUUCAACAAGAACUUCUUCCACGACUGGAAAGAAGUGCUCAAGAAGCAUCCACCGUUGGACGGUACGCAGAUUACGAGCUUAGAAGCCUGCGAUUUCCGCCCCAUGUUCGAGUAUUUCGAGGCGGAGAAAGCAAAGAAGAAAGCUAUGACGCAGGCGGAGAAGAAGGAGUUGAAAGCUCAGAGGGAGGAGGCGGAGGCAAAAUAUAAAUUCUGCCUCCUCGAUGGUCGUAAAGAGCAGGUCGGCAACUUCAGAGUCGAACCGCCAGGUCUCUUCAGAGGCCGCGGCGACCAUCCGCGCAAGGGUGCUCUCAAGCAUCGUGUGCGGCCGGAGGACAUCAUCCUCAACAUCGGCAAGGAUGCCCCCGUUCCCGUGCCCAACAUGCCUGGGCAAUGGAAGGGCAUCCAGCACGACCAGACCGUGACGUGGUUAGCGACGUGGACGGAGAACGUCAACCAGAACCACAAGUAUGUCUUCCUGGCGGCUGGCAGUUCUCUCAAGGGUCAGAGCGACAUGCAGAAGUUCGAGAAGGCGCGCGAGUUGAAGAACCAUGUCGAUCGCAUCCGCAGCAACUACGAGAACGACCUCAAGUCGAAAGUCAUGGCCGAGCGCCAGCGCGCGACGGCCAUGUACUUCAUCGACAAACUCGCCCUUCGUGCGGGUAACGAGAAGGGCGAAGACGAGGCGGACACGGUCGGCUGUUGUUCGCUGCGUUGCGAGCACGUCACGCUCGAGAACGACAAAGGCGAAUACUAUAUCACCUUCGACUUCCUGGGUAAAGACUCCAUCCGGUACUACAACCGCGUCCAGGUCGACCAGCAGAUCUUCAAGAACGUGCGCAUAUUCAAAGAGAAUAAGAACGACGACGAUAGUCUGUUCGACCGCGUCAAUACCAGCUCUCUCAACAAACAUCUCACGACGGAGAUGAAGGGCCUCACCGCGAAGGUCUUCCGUACCUACAACGCGUCCAUCACCUUCCAAAGGUUGUUGGACGAGUCGGGGCCCUCACUCAAGAACGCUACGCUUCAGGAAAAGCUCAACGCGUACAAUGACGCUAACCGCAUGGUCGCCGUCCUCUGUAACCAUCAGCGCUCCGUCCCCAAGACGUUUGAGCAGUCGAUGGAGAAGAUGCGCCGGAAGGUCAUGGGCCUCAAGUACGACCGCAUGAAGCUCCGCCACGCUCUGUUCAACCUCGACUCCAAGUACAAGAAGGACAAGAAAUACAGUGCGAUGGAGUCCGACAUCGACGACGACUUCGUCGAGUCUUGGGAGGACGAGUGCAAGGCCACCGACAUCGAGAAGGCGGAGAAGAAGUUCGCGAAGGAGAACGAGAAGUUGGCGGAGGAGGGCAAGCCCGCUCAGUCGGACAAGGUGCUGAAGGAGCGCAUUAAGGAUAUAGAGGACAAGUAUAAGGCGCUCAAGAAGGAGCGGGGGACGGGGAAGGCAGACCCCGGGAAGAAGACGGAGGAGAAGAUUAAGGACAACAUUGAGAAGCUUGAUCAGAGGAUAAAGCAGACCAAGCUGCAGAUCACGGAUAAGGAUGCAGGCAAGGAGAUUGCGCUCGGCACGAGUAAAAUCAACUACCUUGACCCUCGCAUCACGGCGUCGUGGGCUAAGAUACACGAGGUACCCAUCAACAAGAUGUUUUCGAAGACGCUUGUGCAGAAAUUUCCUUGGGCUAUGGAAGUAGACGAAGACUGGAAGUUUUAGGCUCCCCGUGCUCUCGUGCAUGUCGAGGCGCCCUCAGCGUCAACGAACAUGCUUAUACCGUUGUGGACGGACAGGACGGCGAGGGUCCUAGGACAUGGCAUCAUCCCCUCGUCGCUGUUACAUUAGCAUCUCUCAGUCGCUCGCAUUUAUAUAUCAGUAUUCUCGCUGUGUGUAGUGCUAUAUAUUAUACACCUGCUUUCCUGCAACUUCAGUCCAGUUUGCG